This is a messenger RNA of Physcomitrium patens, 1362 nucleotides long. Its product is annotated as putative pyridoxal 5'-phosphate synthase subunit PDX1. Gene Ontology annotation, biological process: pyridoxal 5'-phosphate biosynthetic process; pyridoxine biosynthetic process; amino acid metabolic process. The record is from RefSeq and is a predicted model, not a curated record. Lineage: Eukaryota; Viridiplantae; Streptophyta; Bryopsida; Funariales; Funariaceae. Gene Ontology annotation, molecular function: amine-lyase activity.
GAACUUUCCGCCAAAUUCCGCAGCGACGCCUCUUCAGCAGUGCUCUUCCAGUUGGAACGUGCACAUCUGAGCAUUUAAUUGCUGAGGAAGCUCCUUGUUGUCUCGCACCGGACUCUGUUUUGAUCAAGGUCGUGGGUUUCAGUUUUCACGGUUGAAUUACGAGAGGAUUGGCUGGGAGCUGUGAGCAAUUGGAGUGGAGAGAGAGCGUGAGAGCUAGAGAUGGAAGGCGAUGGCGUUGUGGCGGUGUACUGCGACAAUGGAAAAGGGUUGUCGGAGAACAACAACAAGAAGACAGUCUCGUAUGCUGUGAAGGUUGGAUUGGCACAAAUGCUGCGCGGCGGAGUGAUCAUGGAUGUUGUGGAUGCCAAUCAGGCCAGGAUCGCUGAGGAAGCAGGGGCAGUGGCCGUCAUGGCUCUGGAGCGCGUGCCGGCUGACAUCCGUGCGGAGGGUGGUGUGGCCCGCAUGAGCGAUCCCUCUAUGAUCAAGGAGAUCAAGAAGGCCGUUACUAUUCCUGUUAUGGCGAAGGCUCGAAUUGGGCACUUUGUGGAGGCUCAAAUCCUUGAGGCAAUCGGUGUAGAUUACAUUGAUGAAAGUGAAGUCCUGACACCAGCUGACGACGUAAACCACAUUAACAAGCACAACUACAGGAUUCCAUUUGUGUGUGGAUGCCGUAACCUGGGAGAGGCUUUGAGGCGAAUUGCGGAGGGUGCCGCUAUGAUCAGAACCAAGGGAGAGGCUGGCACUGGUAAUGUUGUGGAGGCUGUGAGGCACACGAGAUCAGUGUUGGGUGAGAUUCGGCGAUUACAGAGUCUAGACGAUGACGAAGUUUUUACUUUCGCCAAGCAAAUUGCUGCACCUUACGAGCUUGUCAGGCAGACCAAGCAGCUUGGAAGACUUCCAGUCGUCAAUUUUGCAGCUGGAGGAGUAGCCACCCCUGCAGACGCAGCUCUGAUGAUGCAACUCGGAUGUGAUGGAGUGUUCGUUGGUUCAGGGAUUUUCAAGAGUGGUGAUCCUGUGAAGCGCGGACGCGCCAUUGUGGAAGCUGUUACACACUACAACGAUGCACACAUGCUUGCCGAAAUGAGUGAAAACCUUGGUGAAGCAAUGGUGGGCAUCAAUUUAAGUGACAAAAAGGUCGAACGUUUCGCUGCCAGGUCCGAAUAGAGAGAACACUACUGGCUAUACUUGUCAUUGCCUAGUAUUUCUUUUUAUUUUUCAGAACUUGUGCUAGCACGUCCAUAAGAGACAAUGCAAUGUACAAUUUUUUUAAAAAUCUUUGGGAUCAAGGUUGGAUCUUUCACAGUCUCCACCUUUGGUUGAUUAGAAGAAAUUGUGGUCGCUUUUCUUCUCCACAUUGCCUUC